Molecule: messenger RNA, 966 nt
Organism: Haemonchus placei
Lineage: Eukaryota; Metazoa; Nematoda; Chromadorea; Rhabditida; Trichostrongylidae
Source: the annotation of a GenBank genome assembly
AUGGCUCCCAUACCUAGCAAAGCUAGGGUAUAUGCGGAUGUCAACCCGUCGAAACCGCGUGAAUACUGGGAUUACGAAUCACAUGUUAUCGAAUGGGGAAACAUUGAUGACUACCAGCUUGUUCGUAAACUUGGACGUGGAAAGUACUCAGAGGUGUUUGAAGGUGUGAAGAUAACAACGGACGAAAAAGUCGUUCCUGUGAAAAAGAAGAAGAUCAAGCGUGAAAUCAAAAUUCUUGAAAAUCUCCGUGGCGGAACUAAUGUCAUCACUUUAUUGGAUGUUGUAAAAGACCCUAUAUCACGUACACCAGCUUUGAUCUUUGAAUAUGUGAACAAUUCCGACUUCAAACAAUUGUACGGCACUCUUAGCGAUCUGGAUAUUCGCUACUAUUUGUAUGAAUUGUUGAAGGCUUUGGAUUAUUGCCAUUCUCAAGGAAUAAUGCAUAGAGAUGUUAAACCACACAACGUCAUGAUCGAUCAUGAGAAAAAACAGGGACCAGAGCUUCUUGUAGAUUAUCAGUGUUACGAUUAUUCCCUUGAUAUGUGGAGUUUGGGAUGUAUGCUAGCAAGUAUGAUCUUCCGAAAGGAACCGUUUUUCCAUGGACAUGACAACUACGACCAGCUCGUUCGCAUUGCCAAAGUGCUCGGUACGGAAGAGCUACAUGAAUACAUUGACAAAUAUCAUAUUGAAUUGGACCCGAGAUUCAACGAUAUUCUUGGUCGGCAUUCUCGGAAACGUUGGGAAAGAUUCAUUCAUGCUGAAAAUCAGCACCUAGUUACUCCAGAAGCCAUUGAUUUCCUCGAUAAACUUCUUCGUUACGAUCAUCAGGAGCGUUUGACAGCGCGAGAGGCGAUGGCACAUCCAUAUUUCUUCCCCGUUGUGGAGGCUGCUCGUCAAGGUGGUGACUCCCUUACGGUGAAAAAUGAACAUGCAGAACUGCUCCCACAAGUAGCCGCUACAUCGUAA